AUGUGCCUUUCUGUCGUGGCCUUUUUCACACUGACUGACCGCCCGGACACUGCACGCUGGAUGACCGAAGAUGAGAUACGGAUGAUAGUUGGCAGGAUAAAAUCCGAGCGUCUCAACCAGACCGAACUGCUCGACAAGAUCGAUACCCUGAAGCUUCGACGCGGCUUCUCCAACCCAAUCACGCUUGCGAUCUCGUUCAUCUUCCUGCUUGACAGCAUAACUGUCAUAGCCAUUUCGUUCUUCUUGCCGACGAUCGUUCGUACCAUUUACCCAGCUCGCACCGUCGUCCAACAGCAGCUCUUAACAGUGCCGCCGUACGUUCUGGGUGUGGUCUGCACUAUUCUGAUCACGACAACGCUCAUUGCAUUCACGGGCCCUUUUGUAAUUGCCGGGUAUGCGAUGUUCCUUGCGACGAUGAACGCAAGUGUUCGAUAUGCGGCUAUCUUCCUUUGCGCAUCGACAUGCUUCUCGUUGGCUGCCAUGACGAACGCACAAGUCAGCGCAAACGUGCUUUCCGACUCUGCACGCAGCAUCGCCAUUGGAACCAACGUCUUCUUUGGAUACGUUGGCGCCCUGAUCGCCAGUUGGACUUAUCUACCUGGCGACUCUCCCCGUUAUGCCAUUGGAAAUGGGAUCAACUUGGGUUGCGCAGUGACAUGGACCGUCGUGGCGAUUUUCACUAAGCUCUGGAUGACCCGCGACAACAGGAAGAGGGACAGGAGGCAGUUAGAAGCUCAUACAGAGCUCGCAUCAUUAUCAGAUGACGAGAUCGCGAACCUUGAGUGGAAGCACCCUGCAUGGCGAUGGAAGCCGUGA
Molecule: messenger RNA, 816 nt
Organism: Alternaria conjuncta
Lineage: Eukaryota; Fungi; Ascomycota; Dothideomycetes; Pleosporales; Pleosporaceae
Exons: 2
Coding region: 1-816 (271 amino acids)
Cellular component (GO): membrane
Molecular function (GO): transmembrane transporter activity
Source: RefSeq, a predicted model, not a curated record